Molecule: messenger RNA, 729 nt
Organism: Grosmannia clavigera kw1407
Lineage: Eukaryota; Fungi; Ascomycota; Sordariomycetes; Ophiostomatales; Ophiostomataceae
Exons: 2
Coding region: 1-729 (242 amino acids)
Source: RefSeq, a predicted model, not a curated record
AUGGGCUUCCGCGACCAUGGCUACUAUGGCUACGCCUUCAUCGGCGUCCGUCCUCUCCAGAUCAUCUCGCUGAUCGUCGUCGUCGGCAUGGUUAGCAAUUUCAUCAGCGAAGACAGCCGUGCCCAUAUUUCUGCACCCAGCCAGCUGGUCGGCACUCUUGUCAUUGCCUGCUUAGCGCUGCUCUGGACACUUCUCUCCUUCACAGCCUACGACGACACCCACUUUCCUUAUGUUGCCACGAGUGCCCUGGAUGUGCUCUUUAUGAUUCCCUUCAUCGUCAUCGCCGCCAUCUUUGGUGGCCCUCUGUCAUCUACUACAUGCUCCGACUAUCCGACCGUGUCAGAAUCGUCGGCUCACAGCUUCCUUGGUCUUCCCGUCGGCAACGGCGACAUUCUCUUGGUUGGCGGAAACCAGUCAACAUGCAACCAGAUCAUGGCCGUCUGGGGCUUUGUUAUUUCUCUAUGUGUCCUCUUUGCUCUGAGCGCUUUUGCCGCAGGCCUCUUGUUUCUCGGAAAGAGACGUGCCUUGGCUGCGUCCGAGACUCUGCUCGUGGGGAAAUCGAUCGAAUCCCAAAUUGAGCUGGCCGCAGCUCAGGGCAAAGACUUUGUAUCAGAUCCCGGCUAUCCUCCAUACGCAAGCACUGAUCUACAAAAAAUUGGCAACGUGUCUGAUCCUCAAUACCCGCCAUUCGCAACGCCUGACCGCGCUGUCUCCCAACCUUCUCAAUAG